Cornus florida is the source of this 3563-nucleotide messenger RNA. Its product is annotated as MDIS1-interacting receptor like kinase 2-like. Gene Ontology annotation, molecular function: protein binding; protein kinase activity; ATP binding. Gene Ontology annotation, biological process: protein phosphorylation. The transcript has 2 exons. Bases 321 to 3452 code for a protein of 1043 amino acids. The record is from RefSeq and is a predicted model, not a curated record. Lineage: Eukaryota; Viridiplantae; Streptophyta; Magnoliopsida; Cornales; Cornaceae.
CAGGUCUUCAACCUAAUUCAGGACUUCUAGAUAACACAAUUGAAAAAAAUAAACUAAAAAAUAAAAAGUUAUUUUCUUAAUAAUUUUUAAAAAUCAUUUUCUUCUUAUAUAUCAAGUUUUGUGGAGCCUUGUUUGUAGAAAAAGAAAAAAAAGAAAAAGAAAAAAGGAAAGAGACAAAGACGAUCGACUUCUUUUUCUCUACCGAGUGAGUGACUCAAGAUAAUGGACCACCAAAGUAACUAGUAUGAGAUCGACCUGUAGAAUAAGAUGAAUAUAAAUAAGAGCUUAAAUACAGCACUGCUACACAUCGACCAUAAGCCAUGGGGUACUCUUCAACCUUAGAGAAGGUCCUCUCAUUUGUUUCCUUACUCUUGUUUGUUAUGUUGUUGUCUUCACCCAAUUCAGCUUCUGCUUCUGUUCAAGAAGCUAAAGCUCUCCUCAGAUGGAAAGCCAGCCUUCAACACCAAAAUAAUUCUGUGCUAACUUCAUGGAUUUUUCCUUCUAAUUAUAAUACCACCGGUUCUUCAAGCAAUCAAAAUACAAGUGCCAUCCCUUGCACUUGGUCUCGAGUUUCUUGCGAUUUUGAUGGAAGUGUCACCGGACUGAACCUCACAGGUGCAAGUGUAAAUGGUACGCUCUAUGAUUUCCCAUUUUUAUCUCUCCCUAAUCUUGCAUAUCUUGAUCUCAGCAUGAAUGAUCUUUCCGGUAUCAUCCCACCUCAAGUUGGUAAACUCGCAAAACUCAUCUAUCUGGAUUUUUCCAUUAAUCAGUUUUUCGGAAUAAUCCCACCACAAAUCGGCCUCCUAACAAAUCUUCAAGUCCUUCACAUGUUCCAGAAUCAGCUAAAUGGAUCAAUUCCUGCAGAAAUAGGCCUACUGAAGUCCCUUUAUGAGCUUGCUUUGUGCACUAACAAUCUUGAUGGUACCAUUCCCGCUUCUUUGGGCACAUUGAGCAACUUGGCUUCUCUGUUUCUCUAUGAAAACAAACUCACUGGUUCCAUUCCUCCAGAAAUGGGGAAUCUCUUCAAUCUUGUCAUUCUUGACAUGAAUACGAACCUUCUCACAGGUCCUAUCCCUUCCACUUUCGAGAACUUGAAUAAGCUAACCAUGUUGCGGCUAUUCCAAAAUCAGCUCUCUCAUCCCAUUCCACCAGAGAUAGGAAACCUGAAAUCCCUUGAGACACUGAUUCUUUAUAAAAAUAAUCUUUCUGGCACAAUCCCGGUAUCCUUGGGUGAUAUAAGCUCGCUAACUCAACUACUUCUCUACGAAAAUCAACUCUCUGGUCCCAUUCCUAGAGAAUUAGGAAAGUUAAAGUUUCUCUAUGACCUACAAUUGAGUGUGAAUCAGUUCAAUGGUUCCAUUCCUUCUUCAUUUGGCAAUUUAAGCAACAUGAAGUUCUUGUUCCUCCGUGAUAACCAACUCUCCGGUCUUAUUCCACAAGAAAUUGGGAAUCUGGAGAAGUUGGUCGUAUUGGAAAUGGAUCAUAAUCAGUUUUCUGGCUAUUUGCCUAAAAACAUUUGCCGAGGCGGAAAACUACAAAACUUCACGAUAAACAGUAACCAGCUCAAGGGUCUUAUCCCCAAAAGCUUAAGAAACUGUUCUAGCUUAAUCAGAAUCCGUUUCAAUGGAAACCAACUCACUGGAGAUGUAUCUAAAGCUUUUGGUAUCUAUCCAAAUCUUAAUUUCAUGGAUUUAAGUAACAACAAUUUUUUUGGUGAAAUCUCUUAUAGAUGGGGACAGUGCUCAAAUUUGACUAGCAUAUUGAUGGCAAGGAACAAUAUCACUGGCCAAAUACCACGAGAGUUGGGAAAUUUAUCUCGACUUCAGGUAAUUGAUCUUUCUUCGAAUGAAUUAGAUGGGGAUAUUCCAAAGGAACUAGGGAAGUUAGAUUUGCUAAAGGUUGAUUUGAAAGACAAUCAACUUUCUGGUAGUAUACCUAGAGAACUCGGAUUACUAGCUAAUCUGUUGUAUCUUGACAUGUCCAUAAAUAGAUUGAGUGGUUCAAUACCGGGAAAUCUAGAAAAAUGCUUGCAGCUGCAUUACUUGAACUUGAGUUACAACCAUUUUAGCCAAAACAUUCCACCUGAGAUGUAUAAGUUAGCUCAACUGUCCAAGCUAGAUUUGAGCCAUAAUUUUCUCAUGGGAGAAAUAUCAUCGCAAAUUCAAAAUUUGCAGAGUUUGGAGGUGCUAAAUCUCUCCCACAAUAACCUCUCUGGUUUCCUUCCAGAGGCUUUUGAAGAAAUGCAUGGGUUGAUGUAUGUUGACAUAUCCUACAAUGGGUUUCGAGGUCCCAUUCCCAGCAACAAUGCCUUUAGAAAUGCUACCAUAGAGGCAUUACAAGGGAACAACGGUUUGUGUGGCAAUGUUACAGGAUUGAACCCUUGCAAAAAUGGCCAACACAUUGUGAAGGAAAGCCACAAAUUCAUUCUAGUUCUUAAAAUUGUAUUACCUAUUGUGGGAGCACUUAUACUUGUUGGUGCAUUCAUUGGACUCCUAAUCCUGUUUGAAAGAAGAAAAAGUAAAGCACCAAUCAAACAAGGCGACUUGCAGGCAGAUGAAAACAAUCUAUUUUUAAUUUCCAAUUUUGAUGGUCGAGCAAUGUAUGAUGAAAUCUUAAAAGCCACCAACAAUUUUGAUGCCUCGUAUUGCAUUGGGAAAGGAGGAUCUGGAACUGUCUACAAAGCAAGAUUGCCAGCAGACAACGUAGUGGCUGUGAAAAAACUUCACCCAUUCUCUGAGCCAGCAAACCGUCAAGGAUUUUUGAACGAGGUAAGGGCAUUGACAGAGUUACGACAUAGGAACAUUGUAAAGCUUUAUGGUUUCUGUUCACAUGCUCAACACUUAUUUUUGAUUUAUGAGUACUUUGAAAGGGGUAGCUUGGCCACAAUCUUGAGAAGAGAUGAAGAGGCUCAAAUUUUGGAUUGGCCCAAGAGGGUGAACAUCAUUAAGGGGGUGGCUCAUGCUGUAUCUUAUAUGCACCAUGACUGCUCACCACCAAUUGUACAUAGGGACAUAUCAAGCAACAAUAUUUUGUUGGACAACGAGUAUGAGGCUCAUGUCUCAGAUUUUGGCACUGCUAAGCAUCUGAAGCUGGACUCCUCAAAUUGGAGUACACUUGCAGGCACAUAUGGAUAUAUAGCACCAGAACUAGCUUUCACAAUGAAGGUAACUGAAAAAUGCGAUGUGUAUAGCUUUGGAGUGUUGAUAGUGGAAGUGAUCAAAGGGAAGCAUCCAGGCAAUUUCAUCACCUCUCUAUCAUCAUCAUCUAUUGAUAAGAAUAUAAUGCUGAGAGAUGUGUUGGAUCAACGCCUUUCAGCUCCCUCAACUGACGGUGAAGAGGUGUUGAUAUCAAUUAUAAAGUUGGCCAUUGCAUGUUUAAAUGUCAAUCCACAAUCUAGGCCGACCAUGCGCAUUGUCUCUCAGUUAUUGUCAACCCUAACAACACCUUCCUAGAACCAUCCAACUUAGUUACUCAACAUAUUUUGUCGUCCUUUGUACCAUAUAGUGUGUUGUUUUUCAUCUUAGUAUCUAUUUGCAUUUCAUAGCAAUAUAUUGUCAGCACGA